CUGGCCGCAGUCGCGAGAUCUUGGGCGUGCCGGCUCCGCCUUCGUGUCCGCUCGACUCCACACACAAAUGCUAGCGGUGAACAGACAGGCACGGGCUCUCGCCACUGUGUCGCUGCUGCUGCUGCAGGCCUCUUGCCUGCCGUGGCUCGACAACGCGACGCCCGGCUGGUUCGAGCCACCUUUGCCGUGGCUGAUGAGGGCCGGCGGCGCGUGGGGCGUCGCGGCGGCCUGCUGCUUGCUCUACUCGGGCGCGCCACAGUGGCAGAGAACGGGCGUGGACCUGCUGCGAAUCGUCGGCGUCGUCGCAUUGGGCUGUAUGCUCAUUCUCUGCUUCUCUGCGAUCUCCAGCGACGGGCGGUUGGGCAGCCCGCCCUCGUGCUACUCCUCAGCCGCUGCUGGCGGCCUGCCAGACGCUGUGCCUGUGCCUCCGCUGUGUGGAGCCUUCCCGACCCGCCUCUCGGCGUGGUCGUUCGCUCUCCUGCUCGUCAGCCUGGCCGCCCUCCUCUCGCUCUCCCUCUCCUUGGCUUGGCGGGGGGCACCCCUCGCUGCCGCGCCCCUGCACGGCGGAGCACGGCCCAGCGACUACAGGCUCGACGACGACGGAGGCUGGGGGCCCGAGGGUGCGCCGCUCUUCUCCCGCCGCGGGCGCCGCUCGUCCAUGCGCUCUUCUCCGGGCGGCAAGCCGCGAGCCAAGCUGGCGCGCGGGUGGCGCGAGCACGAGGACGCCGACGGCUGCCCCUACUAUCGCCACAGAAAGACUGGGCAGGUGCAGU
Emiliania huxleyi CCMP1516 is the source of this 773-nucleotide messenger RNA. RefSeq lists its product as hypothetical. Lineage: Eukaryota; Haptophyta; Isochrysidales; Noelaerhabdaceae. The annotation marks the transcript as partial. The record is from RefSeq and is a predicted model, not a curated record. The transcript is spliced from 4 exons.